GGUCCUUUCACCCCAAAAAAUGGAAGACGGGGUGCAUAAUGGUGGAACACAACGGAAUGGAAAGGGGGAAAAAUGAAAAUUCCAAAGAGAAAAUUGUUCCUUUUCAUAAUCUUUGCAUAUGUGGCGUUUUCACUCUACGCCGCGUACAAUGUGUUCUUUAGCACCAAAGUCAUCUCCCGCGUUCACAGGGUAGUGAAAAAAGAGGCAGGACCCUCGGGACGUGCUCGGGAUGGCGGAGCUGCUCCAUUCUUAGCGGAUGAGUGGAAUCCGUGGGAGGAUGAACAGGUGGAGUACAACUCCGACCUGAAUAAAAAGAGAGAGGCCUUCAAACAGCAUAUGGUACGAAUCGAAAAGAUCAAACCCAAAAGAUUUAAAGUCCAAAUCUGGGGUAAAGCGGCCAUAGGGCUUUACCUUUGGGAACACAUUUUAGAGGGUCCCCUCAACCCUACUGACAAGGUAGCACAAUGGAGAGAGGGUGAACUCCAAUCAGGAAAAAUUGAUUUCAGUUUCUACACAGGUCCGGCUGUCGUUCAGGGUCAUGUCCCUAUGGAUAUGAACAGUCUGGUUGUUGUCUUGAACGGUCGUGAGCAGCAGAAAGUAGCAUACUCUACACGCUGGCUGGAGCACGUCCAAACUCUAGUUCAUUCCCACACGGUGUCCCACGUGGCUGUGGUCCUGCUGGGAAACGAGCAUUGCAACAAUGAGUGGAUUGGCCCAUACUUAAAGAGAAAUGGCGGCUUUGUGGAUCUGCUCUUUAUCGUGUAUGACAGCCCUUGGGUCAACGACAGAGAUGUCUUCCAGUGGCCCCUUGGUGUUUCCACGUACAGGCAGUUUUCCAUGGUUAGGCCCAGCUCUGAGAUGAUCACCUCCAACAGACCAUACCUCUGCAAUUUCCUUGGAACUGUUUACAAGAAUUCUUCCAGAGAAACACUCAUGCAGAUUCUAAAACAAUCUGGCCUUGAGAAAGAUUGCAUUACUUUUGCCAGGGAGAAGUGGCUCCCCCAGGAGACAGCAGAGAGUCAGAAGCGCUAUCAGACCGCGCUAGUCCAGAGCGAGCUCACCCUCUGCCCCGUCGGCAUCAACACAGAAUGCUACCGCAUCUACGAGGCCUGUUCUUACGGCUCGGUUCCUGUAGUAGAAGACGCACUGACGCCUGGGACAUGCGCGGCUGGGCCCAGCUCCCCGCUGCGUCUCCUGAAGGCGGCGGGAGCCCCCUUCAUCUUCAUCAGCGAUUGGAGGGAGCUUCCCGUGAUUCUAGAGAGGGAGAGAGGAAUGAGCCAGGAGCAGAGAGUGGACAGGAGGAGGAGGUUGCUGGAGUGGUACGCCACUUUCCGUCAGCAAAUGAAGGAGAGGUUCACUGAGGUUAUCGAGGAGAACUUCUUCAAAAGCGGCUGAUUUUGUUACUGAAGGUUGUAUACUCACACUUGGCCAAUCGUGGCUUUUUCCGUGAUUCCCUCUCUUUGUAACUGAGCAUUUAUGCUGCAGCCCCUCUACUUGUCCAAUCACUUUUAUUCCACUGUAAUUUUCCUGUAUUAGUGGAUUGUUAUUUUGAGUCAUUCUGAAUAUUACAUUUUUGCAAGGUAGCGACAGUCAUCAAUUACUUUCGAGGAGUGAUUGCAAUAAUUAAAUGACAACCAGUCUUUGCAUUUAUUUUCUAUCAUACACUAUAUUGACAAAAGUAUUUGGCCACCUGCCUUGACUCGCAUAUGAAUUUGAAGUGCCAUCCCAUUCCUAACCCAUAGGGUUCAAUAUGAUGUCGGUCCACCUUUUGCAGCUAUUACAGCUUCAACUCUUCUGGAAAGGCUGUCCAUAAGGUUGCGGAGUGUGUUUAUAGGAAUUUUCUACCAUUCUUCCAAAAGCGCAUUGGUGAGGUCACACACUGAUGUUGGUCGAGAAGGCCUGGCUCUCAGUCUCCGUUCUAAUUCAUCCCCAAGGUGUUCUAUCGGGUUCAGAUCAGGACUCUGUGCAGGCCGGUCAAGUUCAUCCACACCAGACUCUGUCAUCCAUGUCUUUAUGGACCUUGCUUUGUGAACAGUCAUGUUGGAAGAGGAAGGGGCCCGGUGGCCCGCUCCAAACUGUUCCCACAAGGUUGGGAGCAUGGAAUUGUCCAAAAUUUUUUGGUAUCUGUGAGCAUUCAAAGUUCCUUUCACUGGAACUAAGGGGCCAAGCCCGACUCCUGAAAAACAACCCCGCACCAUAAUCCCUCCUCUACCAAAUUUCACACUCUGCACAAUGCAGUCCGAAAUGUACCGUUCUCCUGGCAACCUCCAAACCCAGACUCGUCCAUCAGAUUGCCAGAUGGAAAAGCGUGAUUCAUCACUCCAGAGAAGGCAUCUCCACUGCUCUAGAGUCCAGUGGCGACGUGCUUUACACCACUACAUCUGACAUUUUGCAUUGGACUUGGUGAUAUAUGGCUUAGAUGCAGCUGUUCGGCCAUGGAAACCCAUUUCAUUAAGGUCUCUGCGUACUGUACGUGGGCUAAUUGGAAGGUCACAUGAAGUUUGGAGCUCUGUAGCAACUGACUGUGCAGAAAGUCGGCGGCCUCUUUGCACUAUGCGCUUCAGCAUCCGCUGACCCCGCUCUGUCAGUUUACGUGGCCUACCACUUUGUGGCUGAGUUGCUGUUGUUCCCAAACUCUUCCAUUUUCUUGACUUUGGAAUAUUUAAGAGCGAGGAAAAUUCACGACUGGAUUUGUUGCACGGGUGGCAUCCUAUGACAGUUCCACGCUGGAAAUCACUGAGCUCCUGAGAGCGGUCCAUUCUUUCACAAAUGUUUGUAGAAACAGUCUCCAUGCCUAAGUGCUUGAUUUUAUACACCUGUGGCCGGCCAAGUGAUUAGGACACCUGAUUCUCAUCAUUUGGAUGGGUGGCCAAAUACUUUAGGCAAUAUAGUGUAUAUAACUAAGGUGUUGCUGCAGUUACUUCAGAUGCAGUCUGUAAUCAUUUGCUCAACUUUAGUUAUACUCAUCGUGUUCCUCAAGGUUCUAUUUUAGGUCCUCUCUUUUUAAUCAGUUGGACCAUGCAACUGGUGUCCCACGAGUUCAGUUCAAAAUCAACUUUUUUUUUCUUAAAAACAUGAGUGCUGUCAUAGAGAUGAUCUUUGACUAGCCUUUUUUGCAAAAUGUCCUUAAAACAGCAGAGCGUUCCUCUAACUGACCAAAAUGUCUAUUGUAGUGGAAGCUGGUUCUCUGGCAUAUACAAAAUAAGACUAUUAGUGAAGGGAGAAGUCCGGGUCCCCUGUCCUUAGCUUUCUGUAGUUGUCCUUGGACGAAGGAAUAAUGGCCCACCUUUUUCGAUGGUGUGUUUGGGCGCGGAUCAGUGUGCUCCCACUAGCCCAACAUGCCGUGCUCUAAACUCUGAUUUAGUUUAUAGGGUGAGAAGUGGAGAAAUGUGAUUGCAAUUGUGUGUAGUCUACUCUGUGCAGGUUAAGUAAUAUGUUGAGUAAGUUGUGCGAGACUUAAUAUAUUUCUUUGUGUUUACAUUUUAGAUGUUGACGGUGAUGGAAUGUUCAGUCAUGUGGUUUGAUUAGAGAACAAGAUGCCUUUACACACUGAGCUCCGUGUAUUUGAAUUAUAUUUUGUAUAUGUUUGUACGCACUUAAUUGGUUAAAAAAAAUGCUACAGCACUGCACUAGAAACAGAUUGUCAUGGGCUUUAAUUUUAUUUUGUAUGAUUUGUUUAAAAGGGAUAUUUGGGUGUUGCAUGUGUAAAGUAUGUAUUUUCGGUGCUGUGUUUGCAUGGUGUUUUUCUGUCUGCAUUACAAUAAAGGUUAGUUUCUGGUAGCAUAGUGUUCAUCCUGCAGAUGGCGCCAUGGUCGAGUUUUUAAAUUCUAAACUGACUUGCCAUGAACCCACUUUCAUAAAUAAUUGCACUUGAUACAGUUGGGAAAUUUUUUUCAACAACUUUUUUGUUAAAUUGAUGUUUAUAGCAAAAGUGCUUGCUUUAAUAAAUAUGAACACAUCAAUUAAGUAAUAGGUGGGGUGGCGGAUACUGAACAUUUUGGAGUCGCUCCGAUACCAAGUAAAUACAAAGCCAUUUUUAAUCGCCAAUGUGUAUUCCGAUACUUUUUACUUGAAAAUGUUUCAAGCUCAUUGAAUGAUUUUGUGAUUCUACCUUUAAUUUGUUGAUCAUAAUUAUAAUAAUAAAAAAAACAAGACAAUGAUUUUAGACAAACAAAAAUAAUUUGUAUCAACUUAUUUGUGGACAUUUUAACAAACUAUAUGAGACAGUGUUAUGUCUACAAAAUAUUGUAAUACAAUUAUAUUAUUCUGUAGUAAAUUAUGUUUGUAUUUUUGUAAUUAUUUGAUUGUCUUUACUGUACUAUGUAUAUUUUGGUUGUAUUUAUUGUUCUUUUAAAUGCAUUGCUCUUAUUUAAUUUGGCUAGUUUUUAUUGUUUGAAUGUGAAAUGGUGGAGUAUAAGCUAAAGUAUUAUUUAUUGUUUUUAUGAUGGUAUGCACUACUUUGAAAAGAUUGUAUGUCAGAUUUGCUAAAAAAUAAAUGGAUUGGAAUGGAUAUACAAUUGUUUAAGCAAAAUUGAGUCAAUAUAGUGCAAAAUUACUAAACAAAUGCAAAAAUUACAAUUGGAUUUUGGCACAAAACCCCCUGAUAUUUUUGUGGAAAUACAAAACCCAAAACCAAUAAAGUUGGCACGUUGUGUAAAUCGGAAAUAAAAACAGGAUACAAUGACUUGCAAAUCCUUUUGAACUUAUAUUUAUUUGAAUACACUGCAAAUACAAGAUACUUAACAUUAGAACUGAGAAACGAAAACAUUUUUUGCAAAUAAUCAUUAACUUAGAAUAUGAUGGUAGCAACACAUUGCAAAAAAGUUGGCAUCAAUUGUAGUUAUUGGCAGUGGUUUUCUGAAGUAUUCAUGAGCCCAUGUGGUGAUACCCUUUACACACUUAUGUCGCUUUUUGAUGCAGUACCGCCUGAGGGAUCAAAAGGUCUGGUUGAGAAAUGUUGUUCUUAAACUGUUCGACAAUUUGCUCACGCAUUUGUUCACAAAGUGGUGACCCUCGCCCCAUCCUUGUUUGUGAAUGACUGAGCAUUUCAUGGAAGCUGCUUUUAUACCUAAUCAUGGCGCCCACCUGUUCACCUGUGGGAUGUUCCAAAUAAGUGUUUGAUGAGCAUUCCUCAACUUGCUCAGUCUUUUUUUCCACUUGUGCCAGCUUUUUUAAAAUAUGUUGCAGGCAUCACAUUCCUAAUGAGCUAAUAUUUGCAAAAAAUAACAAAGUGUACCAGUUCGAAUGUAAAGUAUCUUGUCUUUGCGGUGUAUUCAAUGGAAUAUAGGUUGAAAAGGAUUUGCAAAUCAUUGUAUUCUGGUUUUAUUUACGAUUUACACAACGUGCAAACUUCACUGGUUUUGGGGUUUGUACAAACAUGUCAGUCUAAUCAAGCUAUACUUGGUGGGUGGCAUUGAUCAUUGGAGCUAUCUAGUCAAAUUUAUACCAUGCAUACAUGUUGACGUGACUAGCAAUCUAAAGUGAUUUAAAGCUGUGUUUACAUUAAAUUAUGCAUACUUAUGUGGGUAUAUUUUAAAAAAAAUUUUUAUUCAUCUAUGGUCUAGGGCAGGGGUGUCAAACGUACGGCCCGAGGGCCGGAUCAGGCCCGCAAACAGGUUCAACCGGUCCGCGGGAUGAGUUUGCUAAGUAUAAAAAUUAACCUGAAAUUUUUGAAUGAAAGAAACAGCUGUUCUAAAUGUGUUCACUGGAUUUCGCAAUAGCAAUUCUUUGUAUCUUUGUAGAUGAUGCUACAUAUGUACAAAAUAAACCACAUGUAGUUAGUACAGUGGUUCUUAACCUGGGUUCGAUCGAACCCUAGCGGUUCGGUGAGUCGGCCUCAGGGGUUCGGCGGAGGUCAAGACACACCCCACUCAUCGUGUAAAUGCAAACUUCUCCCUAUCGGCGUAUUAUGGAUACCCCCAAACAAUGUUCCCUCUAAUUUUCCAUCUGAUUUGCAGGUGUGUAAUUUGUUGUGAGUUCAUGCACUGUGUUGGUUUUGUUCUUUGAACAAGGUGAUGUUAAUGCACGGUUCAUUUUGUGCAACAGUAAAAAAACAGACAACUUUGUCUUGAAUUUGAAAACAAAUAAAUUGUAUUUUUCACUAAAAAAGGGUUCGGGGAAUGCCCAUAUGAAAGUGGUGGGGUUCCGUACCUCCAACAAGGUUAAGAACCACUGUGUUAGUACAUCAGUCGAGGAAAAUGAUCAAACUACAUAAAUAACAUACUGUAAUUUGAUUUUGAUAUUAUGAUAGAUUGAAAAUUAUCACCAAUGAGUUGACUGAUGAACAUUAUCACAUCAUUUAUUCAGAAAAUAUAAAUAACAACAAAUAAAGUAUAUAUACUAUUAACCACAACAGGUAAUUAUAAAAGAAAACCCAACAACAUUAUGAUUUGUACAUUUUCAGAAUGUGCUUGUUCUAUUUUCAAACAAAGAAAACAAUCUGAAAUUGUCUUUAUUUUUAAGUUUUGGUGCCGUGAUUUUACCAGUCCGGCCCACUUGGGAGUAGAUUUUUCUUCAUGUGGCUCUAAAAUGACUUUGACACCCCUGGUCUAGGGCAAGUGUUUCGAAAAUGGAUUUCACGGCAGGAUAUGCAUGUGAAUCA
Molecule: messenger RNA, 6601 nt
Organism: Entelurus aequoreus (snake pipefish)
Lineage: Eukaryota; Metazoa; Chordata; Actinopteri; Syngnathiformes; Syngnathidae
Gene: rxylt1
Product: ribitol xylosyltransferase 1
Exons: 6
Coding region: 73-1395 (440 amino acids)
Biological process (GO): protein O-linked glycosylation via mannose
Cellular component (GO): Golgi apparatus
Molecular function (GO): ribitol beta-1,4-xylosyltransferase activity
Source: RefSeq, a predicted model, not a curated record